This is a messenger RNA of Pipistrellus nathusii (Nathusius's pipistrelle), 2019 nucleotides long. The record is from the annotation of a GenBank genome assembly. Lineage: Eukaryota; Metazoa; Chordata; Mammalia; Chiroptera; Vespertilionidae.
AUGGCCAGCCCGGCCCCGCCCGCCGCGGAGGAGCUGCCCGGCGCGGCGCGGCGCCUGGGCUCCAGGAUGGAGGCCUCGUGCCUGGAGCUGGCCCUGGAGGGGGAGCGGCUGUGCAAGGCGGGCGACUUCAAGGGGGGCGUGGCCUUCUUCGAGGCGGCCGUGCAGGUGGGCACCGAGGACCUGCGGACGCUGAGCGCCAUCUACAGCCAGCUGGGCAACGCCUACUUCUACCUCAAGGAGUUCGCCCGCGCCCUGGCCUACCACCGGCACGACCUGCUGCUGGCGCGGACCAUCGGCGACCGCAUGGGGGAGGCCAAGGCCAGCGGGAACCUGGGCAACACGCUCAAGGUCCUCGGCCGCUUUGACGAGGCUGCAGUCUGCUGCCAGCGGCACCUGGACAUCGCCCAGGAGCAGGGCGACAAGAUCGGAGAGGCCCGGGCGCUGUACAACAUGGGGAACGUGUUCCACGCCAAGGGCAAGCAGCUGUCCUGGAGCGCCGCCCAGGACCCCGGGCACCUGCCCCCCGACGCCCGCGCGACGCUGCGCAGAGCCUCCGAGUUCUACGAGAGGAACCUGUCGCUGGUGAAGGAGCUGGGCGACCGGGCGGCCCAGGGCAGGGCCUACGGCAACCUGGGCAACACCCACUACCUGCUGGGGAGCUUCGUGGAGGCCACGACCUUCCACAAGGAGCGCCUGGCCAUCGCGAAGGAGUUCGGAGACAAGGCCGCCGAGCGGAGGGCCUACAGCAACCUGGGGAACGCCCACAUCUUCCUGGGCCGCUUCGACGUGGCCGCCGAGUACUACAAGAAGACGCUGCAGCUGUCCCGGCAGCUGAAGGACCGAGCGGUGGAGGCGCAGGCCUGCUACAGCCUGGGCAACACCUACACGCUGCUGCAGGACUGCGAGCGCGCCGCCGAGUACCACCUGCGCCACCUGCUCAUCGCCCAGGAGCUGGCCGACAGAGUGGGCGAGGGCCGGGCAUGCUGGAGUCUGGGGAACGCCUAUGUGUCCAUGGGGAGCCCGGCCCAGGCCCUGACCUUCGCCAAGAAGCACCUGGAGAUCUCCCAGGAGAUCGGGGACCGGAACGGGGAGCUGACGGCCCGCAUGAAUGUGGCGCAGCUGCAGCUGGCGCUGGGUCGGCUGAGCAGCCCGGCGGCUGCCGAGAAGCCCGACCUGGCCGGCUAUGAGGCUCAGGGGGCCAGGCCCAAGAGGACGCAUCGGCUGAGCGCGGAGACCUGGGACCUGCUGCGGCUGCCCCUGGAGCGGGAGCAGAAUGGAGACAGCCACCACGCGGGGGACUGGCGGGGGCCGGGCGGGGACCUGCUGCCCCUCCCCGUGAGGAGCAGGAAGUACCAGGAGGGGCCGGACGCUGCUGAGAGGAGGCCCCGGGAGGGCGGCCACUCCCCGCUGGACAGCGCCGAGGUCCGGGUGCAGAUGCCACGCACGAGCCUCCCGAGGGUCCCGUCCUCCGACGAGGAGUGCUUCUUCGACCUGCUGAGCAAGUUCCAGAGCAGCCGCAUGGACGACCAGCGCUGCCCGCUGGAGGAGGGCCAGCCCGGGGCCGCCGAGGCCAUGGCCGCGCCCGCCCUGGAGGAGCGGCCGGCCCAGGCCCCGCUCACGGCCUCCCCGCAGACCGAGGAGCUCUUCGACCUCAUCGCCAGCUCGCAGAGCCGCCGGCUGGACGACCAGCGCGCCAGCCUGGGCCGCCUCCCUGGGCUGCGCGUCACCCACAGCAACCUGGGCCACCUGCGGGGCGACCGGGACCCCCCGGCGCCCGGGGACGACUUCUUCAACAUGCUCAUCAAGUGCCAGUCCUCCAGGAUCGACGACCAGCGCUGCCCGCCGCCGGACGGGCUGCCCCGCGGGCCCACCAUGCCCGACGAGGACUUCUUCAGCCUCAUCCAGAGGGUGCAGGCCAAGCGCAUGGACGAGCAGCGGGUGGACCUCGCCGGCAGCCCGGAGCAGGAGGCGGGCGGGCCCCCCGAGCCGCGGCAGCAGUGCCAGCCCGGCACCAGCUAA